GAGAUCUCCAGGCUGUAUUAUACCCUUCUUCCUGCCUUUACCCACAAUUGCGUCUUGGUAGGCAGCUCACUCAAUAGCUUUAUUGACACAGUCUGUUUGUCUGCUAUAGAAUGUGCUACAAGACCAUAUCAAUCUUAAAUGAAAAGAUGGCUUGACGACACAGAUACAACUGAGAUACGAAUACCAUUUACAGCUUUUGAGAUUUGCUGAGGGAAGAGAGCUAAAGCGAGUUUUAUCACAUUUUAAGGCACUUUAAAGAUGAACAUUCAGUCAGCCAUCAACCGUGAGCUCUUUAUCCCAAGAGAUGAAAAGUUGCUGGUAGCCAUUGAAGUGAGGAGAAGGAGGACAAGAAGAAAAAGACUUUAUUUUCUCAAUGCAGGUCGCAAGAAGGACUAUUUAACUUUCCUUUGCUUGUCAGUUACUAACAGUAGACCAGCUCAAGUCCUUAUUACUAAAGUUAAAAGGUAUCGAGGGUCCAGACAGCUUUCUAAAAGAUCUCAAUGGUCUGUGAAGCAGCUUCGUCAGGUCAAUGGCAUUAACCCAAAUAAGGACUCUCCGGAGUUUGACCUAGUGUUUGAUUACACUUCUGAUCAAUGGGAGGCCAGCUCAGCUGCCGAGAAGUGCAUGUUUGUGCAAAUUUUGUACCAUGCUUGUCAGAACUACUGGGAGGCAACCCUUGGCCAAAAUAAUCCAGUUUCCCCUGGAGAUCAGAAGAUACCUGAAGCUCCAGAGAACAAGAAAAGCCAUGGUGCACCACAACAAACUGACUUUGUCAACUGUCAGCCAAAGCUAAUGGGAGAUGCUUGCUCUGUUAAUAUGGUCAUCUAUCGCUGCAAGAUAUUUUUGAAAAGAAUGAAAAAUAGUAUGAUUUCAAACAAGGGUCAGUUCAGGGGUGAAGGACCAGCUGUAAAAACAUCUAAGAGCAGCCCCUCCCCUCCGGUGGUUAGGAAGAUGGGAAAUGUGAUGCGAAGGGCUAGUCAGGUUCUAAGUGAGCGUGGAGAUCAUUUGAUGAAGGUUGAUGAUAAGAACAACCAGCUGUUUCAUGGUGCCAAAUCAGAAGCUGCUCAGAAGCUGGCCCUGAAGCAGAUUUAGAAGUGUUCAGGACGGAUUGCCAAUAACAUUUUAAAUAGCUUUUAAUCAUCUGGUAGCUGUUUAUAAAGCUUUUAACUAUCUAAUUUUCACAGUGAACCUAAAGAUGCUAGGUGCAAGCAAUCCUUUAAUAAAAGUAUUUUUAGACAGUGGAUGUGGAUGCUUAAAUCAGAAAAAGUUGAGGUUAAUUUAUGUUUGUUUUGUAAAACAUGUUUCAUAAUAUUAGUAUACUAGCCAACAUUUGAAGUGGAUCAAAAAAGUUGAUUAAAGUUUUCCUAAGACUAGAUGGGUAUUGUUAAAAAUUUUAGGACAACUUUUACUGAUCCACUUCAAAUGUUGUGUAUUAUGGUCUUAUCUUUUUUCACUUUCAUGGGUUCUAGCAAUUGUGAAUGUAUUUACUCACAUUGAACAAGGGUGAUCUUAUAAAGGUUUUAUGAAGAAAUGUAAUUAGUUAAAUCACUUUUGUGAAAAAAAAAAUGUGCUAAUCUCUUGAAAUAGGAUUUAGCACUUAAGCAAUAAAAAUGUGUAUGGAACUACAGUUUCUAUCAUGAAUGUCUGAUCUUUGAUUUGUGACACACUACUUGUAGUUCACACUGCCUCAACAAACAACAACAAAUACUGUAUCAACAUUCUUAAUUGGCCUGUACUUUUAGAAUGUUGUGAAUAACAACUCUUGCUUUCAUACUGCACCAACAAACAGCAAUAAACUUGCAGAUAUAGGGAGCAUAUAUUAAUAAUUUGAAAUUGCGUUAAUUUUUUAAAAUGUUUUUUGGCAAGUUUUAUGGUGUUGAUUAGAUCAGUGUGUAUCAACUUAGCUUUACCUUGGUUCACCCUUGAAGAAAAUUUAAUUCGAAAGAAUAUGACCUUUAUUGUAUUGAUCACCUCAGCAUUAUGGGAUAUACAUUUUGUUUUUCAUGUGAAAAAUUAUAAUGACUGGCAUGUAAUUUUACACAAGAAAUAUGCAAAUAUUUAUGGAUAUAUAGUAACACAGAGACAUAAAAAUAGAUUGUGUACUUUAAUAUCGCCUGUACAUCUCCAUUUAUAUAAAUUUUAUAUGUUAACACAUGAUGUUACUUAAAUCUGCUUCCUAGAGGUUUAUAAGAGAUGUUGACAAAUACUGAAAGCUCAUUGUGAACACAAUGUAUGUAUUUAAAAGUCUUGGUAAGUCUCUUUGUGGAUAAAAGUCUUGUUCAGUCAAAACUGUUUUGUGUCUAGUGUAACUAAUGUAUGUAUCUAAUUCUGGGCUGAUAACUGAUGUGAGAAACCAUUUUAUGAUUGUCUGUAGCAGGCUCAUGAACCUGUCCAAUAAAAAAAAACAGAAGGGUAUUUUUUGCUUUAAGUUGAAUACACUGUUUGGUGAUGGCAUAUUCAGUGCAGCCUGCUUUUGGUUUCCCUCCUUGAGUUUCCUAAUAUAUUUGUAACUAAAUUUUGUUUGUUUGUAACUGUCUUCUUGUCUUAUGACACUGAUUUAAGAAAAACUAGUUAAAUUGUCCACCUUUACUUAAUAAAUGAAAUGUGAUCCACA
This is a messenger RNA of Paramisgurnus dabryanus, 2614 nucleotides long. RefSeq names its product syntaxin binding protein 6 (amisyn), like (gene stxbp6l). The record is from RefSeq and is a predicted model, not a curated record. Lineage: Eukaryota; Metazoa; Chordata; Actinopteri; Cypriniformes; Cobitidae. Gene Ontology annotation, cellular component: exocyst; plasma membrane. Gene Ontology annotation, biological process: exocytosis; Golgi to plasma membrane transport. Gene Ontology annotation, molecular function: phosphatidylinositol-4,5-bisphosphate binding.